GGACAAUUUUGUAUUUUUACGUUUCUCUCUCUUACUUUUUCCCACUACUAAAUUUUACCUCCAAAACCCCUAUGAUGCAAUAAAAAAAAACGGAGGAAGUAUCAGAUUCCUCCUUAGCUAAUAAAUCCAAAUCUCCCUUCUACAUUAAUCUUACCCCAAAAAACAAAAUCACCCUCAAUUUUGAGCUUUCAAUUUCAUCAUUCACUCUUUAAUGGCAGCUCAAACUUUUUUCAAAAAAUUCUUCAUCUUUUUAUCACUAAUUUGCAUAAUUUCAAAUGCCCAAUUACAAUCAAAACAAGAUGGGUUUAUUUCUGUAUCAAUUUCAGAAAAGGGUCUUGAUUUUCUCAAAGAUUUAUUGACUGAUAAAGCAAUUUCUUCUCUAACCCCACUUGAACUUCCCCCAAUUGAGAGAACUGUAAGAAUUUUACUUGUGGGAAGAGUCAAAAUUGUUCUUUCCAACAUAAUAAUUUAUCAUAUUGAUGUUCUUUCAUCAAAUGUUGAAGUGGGUGAUGAUGAAAUUAGAAUCAAAGCUUCAAAAGCAACUGCUAAUUUAAGUAUGGAUUGGAAAUAUACUUACCAGAAUUGGUUUGUUGAAGUUUCUGAUCAAGGAAAAGCUUCAGUUGAGGUUCAAGAUAUGGAGGCGGGCUUAAAGUUAAGCUUGGAGAACCAAGGUGGUGGUCUUAAGUUGUCCCUCCUGGAUAGUAGAUGUGACGUAGAUGACAUCGAUAUUCAGUUAGAUGGUGGAGCGUCAUGGCUAUAUCAAGGGGUGGUGGAUGCCUUUAGUAACCAUAUCGAAUCAGCAGUUGAGAAUGCUAUUGUAAAGAAACUUAAUGAAGGGAUCUCAAAGAUUGGUUCCUUGUUGCAGUCUCUUCCUACAGAAAUAAAAGUGGAUGAAUCUUCUGCGUUAAAUGUUACCUUUGUUGGAGAUCCCACCUUAAGUGAUUCUUCCAUUGGUUUUGUGAUAAAUGGGUUAUUUAUUCCAAGGAAUGGAGCUCUGGCCACCCCACAUCAGCACCGCAUAUUACAAACUUCAGUUCCAUGCUUUACUCCUGCUAAGAUGAUAGCAAUGUCAUUGCAUGAAGAUGUUUUCAACUCUGCAGCUUUAGUGUAUUUCAAUGCAGGUCUUAUGGAGUGGAGAGUUGACAAAAUACCAGAUCAGUCUCUUCUGAAUACUAGCGAGUGGAAAGAAGUUGUACCCCAACUUUAUGAGCAAUAUCCCAAUGCCAAAAUGGCUUUGGACUUAUCAGUGGCUUCUCCUCCAUAUGUGCACGUGUUUGAUGAUGAAAUGGAAGCAACUAUCAAUGCAGAAAUAACAAUUAAUGUUGUGAGUGAUGGGGGAGCGGUGCCAAUUGCUUGUGGAUCUGUGGUAAUUAGUUCUUCAGGUUCCGUUGUAAUCUCAGGGAAUAACCUGACAGGCAACAUUGAACUGGAUAAGUUUAAUUUGUCAGCUAAAUGGAGUAAAAUUGGUGAUCUGCAGAUUGAUGUAAUUGAGCCAGUAAUCGCAGAGGUGCUAAAAGAUGUGCUACUGCCACAAUUGAACAUGCGUUUGAUAAAAGGAUUUCCUUUGCCACUGAUCCAUGGCUUCACUCUUCAAGAUGCAGAGAUUGUCUACUCUGAUUCUGUAGUUACUGUUUGUAGCAAUGUCGCAUUUACUGAAGAUCAGCUUCUGGCAAAACAUAGCUUUAGAGACAUGUUUUCUUUCCGUUUGUUCAUGUGAAAUAUACUUCAGUAUCCAUUGUGUCGUUGUCCCUAUUGUAACUUUUUGUAUCUGUAAUUUCCUUCUCCUGGUUGGAUAUUUCUGUAUUGUAAAUCAAUAAAUCAGAGAAGUCGUCUGUACUCGUUCUUUUGUUAAUACGAAGUAUCCCUUUUUUUCACCUUAAUU
Molecule: messenger RNA, 1882 nt
Organism: Chenopodium quinoa (quinoa)
Lineage: Eukaryota; Viridiplantae; Streptophyta; Magnoliopsida; Caryophyllales; Amaranthaceae
Product: putative BPI/LBP family protein At1g04970
Exons: 6
Coding region: 212-1717 (501 amino acids)
Molecular function (GO): lipid binding
Source: RefSeq, a predicted model, not a curated record